AUCAUCCUGUCACACCUCCACCAGUGGAUGAUCCAUACUGCAGCUUCUCCUUUAAACGUCAAGCUGCAAUGAUCAGAACUCACAUGCUCCGUCGCCUCUGAGCAAAGAGAUGACUGUUGCAAGCCUCAACAAAAGGUGGACUUCUUUGAGGACCAUCUUUCUCAUCCUCAUGUGUAUGUUUCUUUCUUUUGUUCUUUGGGGAACUGCCUUUAAUAGAAGUCAGUCCUCUGAUUUUCACAUACCGGAGCAGUUCUCCUCUGACUUGCCUGUCUGUUUAGCUGUCAUCAGUGGAGAUGUGGAGGGCAAAAAGGCUGAACUACAGGUGCUUCUAUCAUCCAGGAGUAAGAAAAAGACUCUUUCUGAGGAUUUCUACAUUAAUGCAACGUUGGACUGUGCAGCUUAUAUUGAGAAUAGAGGUUUCAUUAAAGUGCCUCUUAGUGAGGAGGAGGCAAAUUUUCCCAUUGCAUACUCCAUGGUGAUCCACGAGAAGAUUGAGAUGUUUGAACGACUCCUACGAUCUAUUUAUGCUCCUCAAAACAUCUAUUGCGUGCACAUUGAUCAGAAGUCUUCUCUGGGUUUUCACAGGGCUGUUAAGAAAAUUGUUUCCUGCUUUCCCAAUGUCUUCGUAACCAGUAAACUAGAAACAGUUGUGUAUGCUUCAUGGUCCAGAGUACAGGCAGAUCUGAACUGCAUGAAAGAUCUGCUGCAAUCUGAAGUCCAGUGGAGAUACCUGCUGAAUACAUGUGGGACAGACUUUCCCAUCAAAACCAACAGGGAGAUGGUGAUGGCUCUGAAAGCCCUCAGUGGAAGGAACAGCCUGGAAACCGAAGCCACCAGUGAAUACAAGAAACAUCGCUGGCAGUACCGCCACAACGUCACCAACAGCGUUGUCUGGACGGACGUGAGGAAGAGCCCACCGCCCAUCAGAACCCCGAUGUUCUCAGGAAACGCCUACUUCGUGGUCUCAAGAGCCUUUGUGAAACACGUGAUGCAGGACAGAGAGGUGCAGAAUUUCAUGGAGUGGGAGAAAGACACGUACAGCCCAGACGAGCACCUGUGGGCGACCCUGCAGAGGAUGCCCUCUGUUCCUGGAUCAGCGCCUGCAAAUAGCAAAUAUGAGGUCUCGGACAUGCAGGCUCUGGCCCGAGCCGUUAAGUGGGCCUACUUAGCAGGAGACAUGACCAAAGGAGCUCCCUACUACCCGUGCACGGGGAUCUACAGGAGAGCCGUCUGUGUGUACGGAGCUGGCGACCUCCUGUGGCUCCUGAGACAGCAACACCUUUUCGCAAAUAAGUUUGACCCAGAAGUGGAUGACAUUUCCAUCAGGUGUUUGGAGUCAAUUCUUCGUUUUAAAGCUUUGGGUCAUGACCCCCUGGCUUUUCUGCACUAUUCAAACUUCUUAUAGAAUCUAAAAUAAGUUUUAUACUCAGAUUUUCUUUCGACUGAAGCAGGUCUUAGUUUGAGAAGCAUUAUUUAUCAUGAAGGAACUUCUGACAGGUUUGAGAUUCUCAGGGUGUGGAUGACCUGGAGAAAAAAAAAAUACCAGUUCUGCAUUAUUCUUCACUUCUAUUUAAAAGAAUAAAAACGAUUACCAUUGCUGUUAAAAUACACAUUAAUCACUACUUCGGUAAUGUUAUCUGAUAUUUUGUGGACGUGGGUAGAAAUACCAAAUAAAAACAGACUUGUUUUCAAGUACAUUUUGUGCAAAAUAUUCUCCCUUUUGGGUAUUUUGCUCCUUAUAAAGAUGUUACCUAGUUAACAUUACUUAGUUAAAAUAAAACCAAUUAAGUGUUAACGGAAUUGGUUAAGCUGUUUAGUACAUUUCGUUUCCAAGCCAUAAAUGUGGUUUUAGCAACACAACAUAUUUCCAGAGGGCCAAAUUAAUCUUUCUUGCAGGCAAGCUUAUUUUUUUAGUAUCAUAAUGGUGUUCAUGUAAUGUUCUAUACCUGUGAUUUCAAUGAAAGCUGUAAUUCUGGUGUAUUUGUGGUUAUUACUGUACAGGAAUUUAUUAACAAUAAAUCCUUUGUUGUUUUGCAACAUUUAAUGUUUAGAGUAAAAAGUAAAGUUUUUGUGGAUGUUUUUUCUACUUGGUAGUUAGAAUAAAAAAAAAAAAAAACAAAGCAGAAGAGAUGGUUUUCCUUUGAGGGAAUAAGAGCACCUCGGCGCAGAGUUUCUGCAAGUUACACCACGUUAAAUUUAUAUGAAUAACUAUCAUUUAUGAAUCUAUUACGUUCAUGAGGUAAACUGUUGAGAUUUGUACUUUUACGUCAAGGUAACAUAACUGUAAUGCCUUUUUACCCGUAUAUACUAAGCCUUACAGAGGUGAGUAAGGUCUCGGCAAUAAUUGAAAGUCUGCUUUUAAGCCCAACCUCAUUAAACACUUUAUGAACAAAUAGUGGAUAAUGUUACAUAUUCCACCAUGUCCGCAACGGUCUAAUCAAGCAGUUUAAGCAGAAACGUAAGCAGUGAGAUUAAUGUAAUAAAUAGGUUGACAAGA
Messenger RNA from Girardinichthys multiradiatus, 2497 nucleotides. It is a transcript of the gene gcnt3, whose product is annotated as glucosaminyl (N-acetyl) transferase 3, mucin type. The coding region runs from base 110 to 1405 and encodes 431 amino acids. NCBI's taxonomy places the organism in Eukaryota, Metazoa, Chordata, Actinopteri, Cyprinodontiformes, Goodeidae. Gene Ontology annotation, cellular component: membrane. Gene Ontology annotation, molecular function: acetylglucosaminyltransferase activity. The record is from RefSeq and is a predicted model, not a curated record. The transcript has a single exon.